AUGCCAACCGCUUCUAAGCCGAUCCGGGAGCUGGCCGAUGUGCCCAUACACACACUGCUACUGAGGACCUACCUGCAGCUCCUGCACAGCCGGCCUGUCCUCACUAAGGCACUGACCAGUGGAAUUCUGUCUGCUUUGGGUAACCUGCUUUCACAGAACAUAGAGCAGAGGCGCAAAAGUAAAUCUUCAGCUAGAAAUGUGGACCUGGUCGCACUUCUUCGUUUUGCUGCCUAUGGAUUGUUUUUCACAGGUCCUCUAUCUCACUACUUCUACCUGUUCCUGGAAAAAGUGGUCCCCUCAUCUGCACCAAUGGCAGGUCUUCGCCGCCUACUGUUGGAACGUCUAAUAAUCGCUCCAGCCUUUUUAUUUCUGUUUUUCAUUGUGAUGAACUUCCUGGAAGGCAAAGACCUGAACUCUCUUAAUAAGAAACUGAAGGACAGUUACUGGUCAGCUCUGAAAAUGAACUGGAAGGUCUGGACACCUUUUCAAUUCAUCAAUGUGAACUACAUUCCUGUAGAGUUUCGAGUGUUGUUUGCCAACCUGGUGGCCUUCUUCUGGUAUACAUAUCUGUCAAAAACCAGAAAAUGA
This is a messenger RNA of Staurois parvus, 588 nucleotides long. NCBI's taxonomy places the organism in Eukaryota, Metazoa, Chordata, Amphibia, Anura, Ranidae. The record is from the annotation of a GenBank genome assembly.